Molecule: messenger RNA, 849 nt
Organism: Leishmania mexicana MHOM/GT/2001/U1103
Lineage: Eukaryota; Euglenozoa; Kinetoplastea; Trypanosomatida; Trypanosomatidae
Exons: 1
Coding region: 1-849 (282 amino acids)
Source: RefSeq, a predicted model, not a curated record
AUGGGCAAGGUGGAGGUGACGGUGUGUGCAGCACGAAAGCUGCACGAUUGCCAGCUGAUUGGCCUGCCAGACCCCUUUGUGCGACUCGUCAUGGGCGACAAGAAGUACAAGACGCAGGUGGUGAAGAACAGCCUCGACCCGGAGUGGAACGAAACGUUUCGCUUUCACAUCCCGGACGAAAUAAGCACGCAGAUUCGGCUGGAGGUGUGGAACAAGUGCACGUACAACGAUGAUCUCAUGGGCUACUACAUGCUAUCCCUCGGUGGUCUGACAAAGGGCAUUGUGAAGGACAAGUGGUACAUACUAGAAAAGUCCAAGACGCAGGCAGAGCUACACGUGCGCUUGUUGGCAGUCGACUUUGGUGCGCUUCCCAAGCAGGAGGAACUGUGGAUGGUGACAACGGACAGCAACCGCGAUCCGGUAAAGCGCGCAAUCGAGGACGGCACGUGGCGUCCAGGGCAGAAGACCGCCCCGCCGCAGCCUCAGCAGCAGGCGUACGCGUUGCCUGCUCUCGUCCCGCAGCAGCAACCACAGAACCUAGGACUGCAAUGCGUCGCUACCCCGCCACAACAAGCUCAGUAUGUUCCCCAGCUGCCGAUACAGUACGUGCCUCCGACGCAAGUUCAGUAUAUUCCGCAGCCGCAGCCAGUGCAGUACGUCCAGCAGCAACCGCCUCAGGGCUACUAUCAGCCGUGCCCGCCUCUGCCGCAGCCCAGCUACUACCUGCCUGGUCCCUUUCCACCGCUGCAGUCUAACCACUACCAGCAAGCGCCAGUGCCGAACCAGCAGGUGUACUACACGCAGCCGCCUCCACAGUGCUACGCGCCGCAGCCGCCGUACCAGUACUAG